GAGAUCAGUUGGUUAUGGUGUUUUAUGAAAUAUAAACGUGAUGAUGUUUAGUCAUGUUUGUGAUUAUUUUGAUUUUUGUCUUGUGUUCAUAUGUUGUUUUGAGGAUAAUGGCACCCCUUUCUAAAGGAGGAAAAAUGUUUCCGUACCUCAUUGAGGAAAACAAGAGGCCGUCCAAAUCGAGCUCGCCAACGUUGAACGUGAAGACCCCGGAAGAUCCGAACGGCUUCAAGUCGACCAGCAGCCACCUCUCGCACCGGUUACAGAGCAGUUUUUCUCCCAGAUUACCAAAUUCGCCGUCACCACCUCCAAGUCCUCCCAAAUCGCCGACAACGAAGAAAGGUUCAAGAAACCGUCGCGACUCGAUCUUCGACUAUAAGUCAGAGGCAGCGAAGAAGGUGGAGCAAAUAGCGAAGAAUCGGGACGAACGGAGACAGAGACAAGCGGACGAGAAGGCGCAGAAAGAUCUGAUCAUGCACCUGGAACAGAACAACCCUUACUGGGAAUUUGCUCAGAUGAUCACCGAGUUUCGGAGCGGGGUCGAGUUUCGCCCUCUUAGGGAAAAUGACACGGUGGUUGAAAAUCAAAUAACCGUAUGUGUAAGAAAACGGCCAUUAAACGACAAAGAAGACCGCCGAAAAGAAGUUGAUGUAGUAACGGUAAACACGAGAAACCAACUGAUCGUACACGAGCCCAAACACAAAGUGGAUUUGACCAAAUAUCUGGAAAACCAACCUUUUAGAUUUGACUACGUAUUCGACGAGACUUGCACCAACGAUAUCGUAUAUAAAUUCACAGCAAAGCCACUAGUUAAGACAAUAUUUGAAGGCGGAAUGGCCACGUGUUUCGCCUAUGGCCAAACCGGCUCUGGAAAGACCCAUACCAUGGGCGGAGAAUUUAGAGGUAAGCAGCAAAACUUCAAAAAUGGCAUUUACGGUUUAGUGGCUAUGGAUGUUUUUAAGUAUCUCAACCAUUCCAAAUAUGCUCAAAAAAACUUAAUAGUAUCAGCAAGUUUCUUUGAAAUCUAUGGUAAGCUAGUGUUCGACUUACUGGCAAAGAAGCAACGCCUAAGGGUAUUAGAAGAUGGUAAACAGCAAGUCCAAGUGGUGGGCUUAACGGAAAAAAUCGUUACCAGAGUGGAGGAUGUUAUAGACCUGAUCCAGAAGGGAAGCCUGGAAAGGACUUCGGGGCAAACCUCGGCCAAUUCAAAUUCUUCAAGGUCCCACGCGGUGUUUCAGAUUAUUUUACGUAAAGCUGGGGGAAGACACAUCGAAGGAAAGUUUUCCCUAAUCGAUUUGGCUGGAAAUGAACGCGGUGCCGAUACGAAUAAAUCCAAUAGGCAAACGAGAAUCGAAGGGGCUGAUAUCAAUAAAAGCCUGUUGGCCCUUAAGGAGUGUAUUAGGGCUUUGGGGCGAAAGGGGGCCCACUUGCCCUUCAGAGGGAGCAAACUGACCCAAGUGCUACGAGACUCUUUUAUCGGAGAAAAGUCGAGGACUUGUAUGAUAGCCCUGAUCUCACCUGGGAAUUUUUCAGUGGAUCACUCCUUGAAUACUUUAAGAUACGCCGAUAGAGUUAAGGAAUUGAUUGCCACUGAGAAUCCGGAAGAUGUGAGCGAUGAAGCGAUGUACGCGGAUGAAGAUAUCUCAGAAGAUAUUAAUGAUGUCGAUGAGGAAAUGCUGAAGGAGGAAGAGAAAAGGAUGCAAAUCGCUUCUAUGGAGUGGGAGGUGCUGGAAAGUAACCGGCAUGUCAUAGAAAGUUGCGUGUACUUCCAUAAAAUGGCUUGUGAACUUUACAAGGCGAGUCAGAAGAACGGGUUCGAUAAGAACCAUUACGCGAACAGUUGGAAGAACUUACUUAGCGAAAUGAUUGAUAUACAGAAGACGGCCCUUUUGAAAGCCAACGAAUUUUGCCAUAUCUUAGAUGGCACUCAGUAGUAGAUGUACUUUUAUUUAUAUUUAUUUAUUGUAAAAUAACACAUUUUUUUUAAUUUUUAAUAAAUUUAUUUAAAAAUCGAA
This is a messenger RNA of Anthonomus grandis grandis, 2012 nucleotides long. RefSeq names its product kinesin-like protein Klp10A. Lineage: Eukaryota; Metazoa; Arthropoda; Insecta; Coleoptera; Curculionidae. Gene Ontology annotation, molecular function: ATP binding; microtubule motor activity; microtubule binding. The coding region runs from base 54 to 1931 and encodes 625 amino acids. The transcript is spliced from 5 exons. The record is from RefSeq and is a predicted model, not a curated record. Gene Ontology annotation, biological process: microtubule-based movement.